Molecule: messenger RNA, 1551 nt
Organism: Hippopotamus amphibius kiboko
Lineage: Eukaryota; Metazoa; Chordata; Mammalia; Artiodactyla; Hippopotamidae
Gene: SLC39A13
Product: solute carrier family 39 member 13
Biological process (GO): zinc ion transmembrane transport; intracellular zinc ion homeostasis
Cellular component (GO): membrane
Molecular function (GO): zinc ion transmembrane transporter activity
Source: RefSeq, a predicted model, not a curated record
CCGGCCCGGGGGCCCGGGGGCCGGGCGGGCGGGGCAGAGCCGGGGCGGGGCGCGGCGCCGCAGCUGGAUGGCCGGGGCCGCCGGGAGCGCCGCCGCCGCCGCCGCACGGUCCUGGGGUCUGCCUGCUGGGUACAUUCCUGCUGCCCGGAGCUCCUGGGCUCCGGCAACGUAAGGAGGGGUCUCUGUGCCUCCUCCGUGCCAGGCACGCUACCCGCACGUGGCAUGCCUGGAUGUCCCUGCGCUGGCUGCGGCAUGGCGGCACACAGCCUCCUCUUCCUCGCUGCCCUUGCCCUGGGGCUCCUGGGAGGGGCCGCGGCUUCCCAGCAGGCCCUCCGGAGCCGGGGGGCGGCCGCGGCCUGUCGCCUGGACAAUAAGGAAAGCGAGUCCUGGGGGGCCCUGCUGAGUGGAGAGAGGCUGGACACGUGGAUCUGCUCCCUCCUGGGCUCCCUCAUGGUGGGGCUCAGCGGGGUCUUCCCGCUGCUCGUCAUUCCCUUGGAGAUGGGGACCACGCUGCGCUCAGAAGCUGGAGCCCAGCGCCUGAAGCAGCUGCUCAGCUUUGCCCUGGGGGGGCUCCUGGGGAAUGUGUUUCUCCACCUGCUGCCCGAGGCGUGGGCCUACACGUGCAGCGCCAGCCCUGGUGGUGAGGGGCAGCGCCUCCAGCAGCAGCAGCAGCUGGGCCUGUGGGUCAUCGCUGGCUUCCUGAGCUUCCUGGCGCUGGAGAAGGUGUUCUUGGACAGCAAGGAGAAGGAGGGGACGGGCCAGGCCCCCAGCAAAGACCCCGCAGCUGCUGCCGUGCUCAAUGGAGGCCGCUAUCUGGCCCAGCCGGCUGCCGAGCCCGGCCUGAGCGCCGCGGUCCGGAACAUCCAAGUCAGUGGCUAUCUCAACCUGCUGGCCAACACCAUAGACAACUUCACCCAUGGGCUGGCUGUGGCUGCCAGCUUCCUUGUGAGCAGGAAGAUCGGGCUCCUGACCACCAUGGCCAUCCUCCUGCACGAGAUCCCCCAUGAGGUGGGCGACUUUGCCAUCCUGCUCCGGGCCGGCUUUGACCGAUGGAGCGCAGCCAAGCUGCAGCUCUCGACGGCCUUGGGGGGCCUGCUGGGCGCCUGCUUCGCCAUCUGUACGCAGUCCCCCAAGGGAGUAGGUACGGGCCUGUGGGUGGUGGUGGCCAGCAGAGGGGCCCGAGCCCAAGGGCACAGCUGCCCUGACCCCGGCAUCCAGGCCAGGGUCCGCCCCGGUCCGGCCCGCGGGAGGGAGAGCGGCACACGGGGCUCCCCAGACGCCCAGCCAGUCAGGGCUUCUCCUCCCGCUGCAGAGGAGACCGUGGCCUGGAUCCUGCCCUUCACCUCCGGCGGCUUUCUCUACAUUGCCCUGGUGAACGUGCUGCCCGACCUCCUGGAGGAAGAUGACCCAUGGCGCUCCCUACAGCAAGUGCUGCUGCUCUGCACGGGCAUCGUGGUGAUGGUGCUGUUCUCCCUCUUCGUGGAGUAGCUGUCCCUGACGCCCCCUCCCCGCACAGCAAUAAGAGACUCGGACUCACUCUGUGCCUGUGUG